Messenger RNA from Mus pahari (shrew mouse), 1769 nucleotides. Its product is annotated as olfactory receptor 10T2-like. The coding region runs from base 113 to 1069 and encodes 318 amino acids. NCBI's taxonomy places the organism in Eukaryota, Metazoa, Chordata, Mammalia, Rodentia, Muridae. Gene Ontology annotation, biological process: G protein-coupled receptor signaling pathway. Gene Ontology annotation, cellular component: membrane. The transcript is spliced from 2 exons. The record is from RefSeq and is a predicted model, not a curated record. Gene Ontology annotation, molecular function: olfactory receptor activity; G protein-coupled receptor activity.
CUGGGACAGGAGCUCCAGGGACCCCAGAAUAUGACUGUGUGGCUCCUCAGCCCCUCCCUUCUUAGGCAGAAAGGCACAUUCACAGGGAGGUAAGACCCUGUCUGUCAUAGCUAUGGCUCCUGAGAAGCAGCAGGACAACGGGACCUGGCUGGUGACAGAGUUCCUGCUGGUGGGAUUCUCCAACCUCCCAGAACUGAGGCCCACUCUCUUCAUCUUGUUCCUCCUCACCUACCUGGUCACACUCAGUGGCAAUGCCACCAUCAUCACCAUCAUCCAGGUGGAUCGCACUCUCCACACACCUAUGUACCGCUUCCUGGCUGUGCUCUCCCUCUCUGAGACCUGCUACACACUGGUCACCAUCCCCAAUAUGCUGGCUCAUCUGCUGAUGGAGAGCCAGGUCAUCUCCAUCUCGGGCUGUCGGGCCCAGAUGUUCUUCUUCUUAGGUUUGGGUUGUAGCCACUGUUUCCUCCUUACCCUGAUGGGCUAUGACAGGUAUGUGGCCAUCUGCCAUCCCUUGCGCUACUCUGUGAUCAUGAGACCCACCAUCUGCUUGUAUUUGGGAGCCUUGGUUUUCUGCUCUGGUUUCUCAGUGGCCUUGAUUGAGACCUGCAUGAUCUUCUCCUCUCCCUUCUGUGGCACAGGCCAUGUGGAGCACUUCUUCUGUGACAUCGCGCCUGUGCUGAAGCUCAGCUGUGCUGAGAGCUCACUCAAGGGGCUUGGCAUCUUCUUCCUGAGCAUCCUCGUGGUGCUGGUCUCCUUCCUCCUCAUCCUCCUCUCCUACGCCUUCAUCGUGGCGGCCAUUGUGAGGAUCCCUUCGGCCGCUGGCCGGCGCAAAGCCUUCUCCACCUGCGCAGCCCACCUCACAGUGGUCAUCGUGCAUUUUGGCUGCGCCUCCAUCAUCUACCUGAGGCCAGACUCUGGGGCUAACCCCUCCCAGGACCGCCUGGUGGCAGUGUUCUACACCGUGGUGACACCACUGCUGAACCCUGUGGUUUACACCCUGAGGAACAAGGAGGUGAGGGUAGCACUGAGGAAAAACCUGGCACGGGGCUGUGGAGCAUUUAAGUAGAAACUUGUAUGUGUCUAUUUGCUUCUCUAAUAAUUAAUACAAGUAUAUUUAAAAAACAAGACCUUCACCCCGGAACUCUAGUUCCCUACUGGGAAAACAGGAGGCAAUUCCAUGCCAGAUGAAGUAACUUCUGUUAUUUGCCAGUGCCUGAGAAAAUGGAACCACAGUAAAGGGUGCCUUAUCUUUAUCAUGGGUUCUUGGACUUGAUAUGGUGCAAUGUGAUCUGUAAUGCCUAAUGUUUGCCAGUGGAGGGCGCCACUGAUACAACCCAUGGAUGGAGAGGGGCAGAGGGCAGUUUUUUUCUUAAACAUUUAAAAAAUUUUUAUUAUCAUUUUAGUUUCUUAAUUUUUUCAUGUAAUAUACUUUCAUUAAAUUCUUCCUUCUCCGAGAUCCUCCUUAACUCCCUACCCACUCAACUUCAUGUUAGUGAUCCUCCCAGCAGAGAACAGUGUUUAAAGAAAAACUGUGGGUUUUAAAAUAUUAUUUGAGAACUUCAUCUAUGAGAACUCCAUUUACAUCACUUCAUCACUUCCAUUUUCCACCCCACUCCAGUGUCCACAUAGAAGUUUUAACCAGGAAAGGGAGUGAGGACUAUAGGCCAAAGGUGGAGCUCAGUGGGAAUGCAAGGCCCUGGGUUUCCCCCAUCCCCCCGUCUGUUCAAGACUGCCUUUUGGUCAGAAUCACACAUUUAAGUGCAAUU